Musca domestica (house fly) is the source of this 856-nucleotide messenger RNA. Its product is annotated as carbonic anhydrase 2-like. The record is from RefSeq and is a predicted model, not a curated record. Gene Ontology annotation, cellular component: cytoplasm. Gene Ontology annotation, molecular function: carbonate dehydratase activity; zinc ion binding. Lineage: Eukaryota; Metazoa; Arthropoda; Insecta; Diptera; Muscidae. The coding region runs from base 1 to 819 and encodes 272 amino acids. The transcript has 3 exons.
AUGUUCAAGGCUUGGUUUCUGCUGGUCUACAUCAGAAGUGUUGCGGCUUGGAAUUACAAGGAGCAGGAGAAAUGGAGUGAAAAACAUCCUACCUGUGGCUCAGUGCAACGGCAGUCACCCAUUGCCUUUAAUACAAAUGAGGCCUUUCUCAAAAUAACGUCAACCAUUAAAUAUUCCAACUAUGCCGACCCCCACAAUGCCAGAAUCAGCAACAAUGGUCAUGGGAUUGAUAUUCGCCUACUUGGAUCAGGAGUUAAACCCACAAUUUCUGGUGGUCCCCUGCCAGAAGGUGACACCUAUCAAUUCGAUAAUGUUCACAUUCAUUGGGGACUCACCGAUGACCUGGGUUCCGAACAUAGGGUAAACAAUAAACAUUUCUCAGCUGAGGUCCAUGCCGUCCAUUACAAUACAAAAUAUCCGAAUGCAACAGGGGCAUUUGGAUUCCCCGAUGGCAUUGCGGUGGUGACCACCUUCUAUCGCACGAAUUCUUCAAAGUUAUUUUUGGGCUUACAGAAUAUAAGCAUUGCUGCCCCACCUCUACCCAAAUCUUACUUUAAACUUGGAAAUUUCAAAUUGGCAGAUUUGUUUGGUGAUUUGGGGUAUCUUAAGAAAGGAUUUUAUACUUAUGUUGGAUCACUGACCACCCCACCCUGUGCUGAAGCUGUAACAUGGAUCAUUUACACCACCCCAAUUGAUGUAAGUCCAGAGCAGUUGAUGCCAUUCCGCUCGGUCUCUGAUGCCCAUGGAAAUGUGUUGGUAAACAACUGCCGUCAGUUGCAGAAGCUGAAUGGGCGAAAAGUAUAUUUUGUUCAGUAUUAGGACGAAAUAAUAUAUGAAUCAAAUUUAUUAAAAAUAA